GUAUGCACUACGGCUUUGCGGAUGGACGACGAAGGGAAGAAGUGGGCCGAACUGGCUGUGCUAGACGCGACACGCUUAAAGCAGGCUUUUGUUCAAGAACACGAGGGGACUCAAAGUGAAUCGCUGUGUUCGGGACCGAGAAGCGCGGAUUUCCUGGGGCUGUUCGGAAGUGCAUGUGGUCGGAGGGAGUGUCAACGGAGUCGAUGUGGAUUGCACGAAACAAGCGGGCUCGGUACCAUUCUGUGUGAGAAUUAAUGUUCUCUCUAAAUUCACUUAUGUUUGAGCACCUUCAUCUUUUGCACAAUUGAUUUGACUUUAAACCAGGUUCGUCCAGCGGUUUCAUCCAGUACCCGGCGUCGACGCCCCCGAGAGGGGAAAUGCAAUGCUGCUUUGUAUAGGCCACAAGUUUCGACUGUGAAGGUCAGCGUUAUUUCUUAGUAAGCCCGUGGGCGUGGGCGUGCGGGAGGUCGACAGAAGCGGGGAUGGAACGCGCGGUUGUAAAGUAGGGUGGAUGAUGGUAGGAGGUGAUAGCUCUCACAGGAAGCGCCGUAUGCAUUCCUUCCUGUCAGUUCAUGUCAAGGCUUGAAAGAGGGCGACGUAGGGAACACAAAGGAGGAGAGAUUGUUUGAGGAGGGGGAUAGAACUGUGCGGAAACGUGCACGAGUGUACAAUAUGUUAGCGCAAAGUUGUUUACCCAAACUGCCGACGAGGAAUCUCAGUUUUAAGAGGACAAAUCCCGCUUUGGCAGUCGUUUGGGAGGUGCAAUUUUUUGCACGGAUUCCUCCCCCCCCCCCCCUGUAGUGUUUUGUAGUAGUUAGCAUCCUUGUCCCGCCGAUGAAGGUGCCCCUCUCUUUGUCGGACGUUUUUCUCAACUGUCAGCUCGAUUGUUCCUGAUUAAUCUUUUCUUGCGGAUUCUGUGUAUAUCCGAUUUUCCCGUUCACUUUCCUGUUUUACCCUCCAUAUCCUCGUCAGUUCUUCUUCAAUCGGAGUUUUUCUUUACUUCCCUUUAUUUCAUUCCUGCUGGUCUCGGGCUUGUAUGUUCUUUCUGUUUCCCCCGCCUUUCGGUGAUUUCUCUGUGGUAUGCAUUGUAGAUGUGUCCGUCCUGCUUAUGGCAGAUGUAGCAUAGUGACGUACGUGCGUGUAGCGAGCACAAGGCGACGACUGCGAUGGAACAAGCGAACAUGGGAGCUGACAGUCUCUUCUCCAGCAAAUCCUGAGGAUCGUCUUCAGUGUUCUCAUUUCAUGGUUGCGGGGUUUCUUAGCUGCAGUCAAAAUAUAUUGGGGUUGUUGAACCGAGUACGUUUUGUAAGCUGGGUGAGGUCAUCUGAAGAUUGCUUCUGCGACCGGCACUUCUAUUUCGGUUGUGAACAAGGGUACGUUUGCUGAUGUGUUUUUCGCCAAUGAGCGUAGCACAUUUUGCCGCAUAGGUGGUCUUUACAGCUAGGCGAAAUGGCCGGGGGGACCGCAGCAGGCUGGAACCCGUUGUGCGCAUCAGCAGCCUAUCUGAAAGGUUGUUUCGUGUGAGGUGCGUGAGCACUAGGGUGGACUACUGCACAAGCGGAAGAGGAGGAGGGUAAAGGGUGAGACAGGUAGGGAUUGUGUGGAAGGAAAAAACAGCGAAGGCCAGGUGAUGAUGUUGGAGGGUAAUCAACAGGCAGGAUCUCUCUGCUAAUGCAUCAAAGGGUGAGACAGGUAGGGAUUGUGUGGAAGAAGAACAAUGAAGGCUAGGUGAUGAUACCGAAGGGUUAUCAACAGGCAGGCACUCUCUGCUAAUGCAUCAAUGCGGCUAUUUCGAUUGUCAAAAAUGCUGUGGAAUUCAUUUUUCUUGGAUCGACGGCAGGGCAGAGCAAGAGAGAUCAGUAUCGGCUACUUUCAUGUGACUUUCUGGUGUAGAUCAUGCCGACCUUUGCGCACGCUUUGCCUCUAGGUCACUUGGACGGCCUCCUUGAAUUUUGUGGACACGUCGAAACGUGGUCAGAUGCUUUACAGGCACUGGGGUGUGCGGACAGGCACCGGGGUGUGCGGCUGCCGUAGCGUCUUGCUGCGUUUGCUGUAAGGUUUUGGACCCAUUACCUGCUGCUUUCAGUUUCUUGUAUGCCGUUCAAGUUGUGGAAGAUAAUUGCUUAGUCUAGCAGUAAUGAGCUAGCGACCGUGUGGUCGCAAUAUGCGGAUCCAUUUAGCAACUACUAUUCGAGUCUUUUGACGAUGAAUCGUACAGGAGGCGGCUUGUGAACUUCACACGAAUGAAGAAUUGUGUAAGCAGCACACAUCAGUACACUCGCAAGGCGUAUCUUUCCAAAUGAAAAUUGUCCCAAGUUAUCUUGGAUCAAUCUGUGCGGGGCCUUAUCCGAUCUCCCGUCUCGUCAGUGUGUGUGUACUUCACUUUUAGUAAUAUGCAGUACGCAUUGUAGCUUAACGUCUGAUCAGCACUCGUCGAUGCGUAUAGUUGCGACUGAGAAUGGUUCUUUCGAGAUUGCUAUGUCCUUUUCGUCAGUUUGUGUCGGCUCUGACCUGGUCUACCUCUCGUCAGUGAGUCUGUACUUCGUUUUCAAUAGCUAGUGAGCCGUUUUCAAUAGGUAGUGAGCUGGCAUGGGGAGAAGGGCUCACAGUGGUGCAGAAUGUGUUAACCACAAUGGAGAGGGGACAGACUAAGGUGCAUGGGUGUCGGAAGUGUCUGUGUGUGUGUGUGUGUGUGUGUGUGUGUGUGUGUGUGUGUGUGUGUGAGAGAGAGAGAGAGAGAGAGAGAGANGAGAGAGAGAGAGAGAGAGAGAGAGAGAGAGAGAGAGAGAGAGAGAGAGAGAGAGAGAGAGAGAGAGAGAGAGAGAGAGGAGGGCGGGGAGGGAGGGAGAACAUUGCGAGGGUCAUGCUUUUUGCUCUGAUGAACUUCAGCAACCUUUGAGCAGACAACUUGACAGGACAAAGUGAACUCGGCCUUUGGGCUAAGAUCAAGUCUAGUAUGUGUUCUGAUCAGUUCAAUAUCUGAUCCGUGGUCCAUCGGACCACAUGAAAAUAAAUAAAUAAAUAAAGGGUACUGCGCCUCUAUUCUUGAAUUCCGAAAAAUCAAGUGAAACUCCGACG
This is a messenger RNA of Chara braunii, 3078 nucleotides long. NCBI's taxonomy places the organism in Eukaryota, Viridiplantae, Streptophyta, Charophyceae, Charales, Characeae. The record is from the annotation of a GenBank genome assembly.